Aedes albopictus (Asian tiger mosquito) is the source of this 2256-nucleotide messenger RNA. RefSeq names its product nucleolar GTP-binding protein 1-like (gene Non1). The coding region runs from base 113 to 2071 and encodes 652 amino acids. Gene Ontology annotation, molecular function: RNA binding; GTP binding; GTPase activity. Lineage: Eukaryota; Metazoa; Arthropoda; Insecta; Diptera; Culicidae. The record is from RefSeq and is a predicted model, not a curated record. Gene Ontology annotation, biological process: ribosomal large subunit biogenesis. Gene Ontology annotation, cellular component: nucleolus. The transcript has 4 exons.
GUCAAAAUUCAUUCUUUUCUUCGUACCAUCACCUCGUGUUGAUUCGGUACAGAACCGUUGUCGGACGGUUUUUAAGUAUUUUCCGCGGAAAAGUGCCGGAAAAUCAGCCAAAAUGAGCAUGUACAACUUCAAAAAGAUUAUGGUGGUGCCGCCAGCAAAGGCCUUCAUCGAUAUUAUGCUAUCGAAGACCCAGCGGAAAACUCCGACGGUGGUCCACAAGCAUUAUAAAAUCAGCCGGAUCCGUGCGUUUUAUAUGCGCAAGGUGAAAUACACCCAGCAGAACUUCCACGAUCGGCUGUCGCAAAUCAUUCAGGACUUCCCCAAGCUGGACGAUGUACAUCCGUUCUACGCCGAUCUGAUGAAUGUGCUGUACGAUAAGGACCAUUACAAGCUGGCACUGGGACAGUUGAAUACGGCCAGGCAUUUGAUUGAUACUGUGGCAAAGGAUUACGUUCGGCUGCUUAAAUUCGGCGAUUCGCUGUACCGUUGCAAGCAGUUGAAGAAAGCCGCUCUCGGUCGGAUGGCCACCAUUAUGAAACGGCAGGCUUCCAAUCUUACCUAUCUGGAGCAGGUUCGUCAGCAUUUGUCCCGUUUGCCAUCGAUCGACCCCUACACCCGGACCAUCAUCAUCUGUGGUUUCCCGAACGUUGGCAAGUCGAGCUUCAUCAACAAGGUGACCAGAGCCGAUGUGGAAGUGCAACCCUAUGCUUUCACUACGAAAAGUUUGUAUGUUGGACACAUGGACUACAAAUACCUCAGAUGGCAAGUGAUUGAUACUCCUGGAAUUCUGGAUCAUCCCUUGGAGGAACGCAACGUCAUUGAAAUGCAAGCCAUCACGGCAAUGGCCCAUUUGCGCGCCUGUAUUCUGUAUUUCAUGGACGUUUCCGAGCAAUGUGGUCAUUCCAUUGAAGAACAGGCUAAACUGUUCGACAGCAUUAAACCUCUGUUUGUCAACAAGCCGCUUCUGUUGGUUUUGAACAAAACAGACAUUCUAACGUUGGAUGAGCUGGCUCCGGAGAAGAAGAAAAUCAUUGAAGACCUUGCUGAUGAAACAGAAGAAAUUCCAAUCAUGCAGAUGUCCACUGUCACCGAGACGGGAGUAAUAGAAGUUAAAACUGAAGCUUGCGAACGUCUUCUUGGUUAUCGUGUCGAUCAAAAAUUGAAGGCCAAAAAGAUCGAAGGAGUGCUAAAUCGUCUUCAUGUGGCGAUUCCGGAGAAACGGGACAACAAAGAGCGCCCGCCGUGCAUACCGGAGUCGGUACUUGCUGCCAGGGCCGCUAAUGCUGAGAAAAUCGCCCGUCGCCAGCGCAAACUCGAGAAGGAAAUCGAACAGGAAAUGGGAGACGAAUACACGCUGGACCUCAAGAAGAACUACGCCGACAUUGCAGAGGAAGAGCGCUAUGACGUUAUUCCAGAAUUCCUUAACGGCGUCAACAUCGCAGAUUACAUUGAUCCAGAGAUUUUCGAAAAGUUGGAAGAACUCGAACGUGAUGAAGGCCUUCGCCUGGAGUCCGGAUUCUACGAUCCUCCGCCACUUAAUCUGGACGAAACUCUGCUUGAAAUCCGCGAAAUGGCCAAACAGAUUCGUCUCAAGCGAUUCCUCCUCAAGGAUGCCCGGAAAUUGCAGCAGAAGAGCGGCCGACCGGUUAUGCCACGACACAAACAGGCCAUGGUUCGCGACCGGAAGGUGGACAAUCUGCGGAAAACUAUGGAAAAUCUCGGAGUCGAUAUGUCCGGAACCGAGCAGUCCAACUUCACCAAGAACCAGGUUGACAUCCGACGCAGCUUGGUGCCGGCCGUUGGUGGUCCCAAAACGCCCAAGAAGGAUCGCGAGUCGUCCGCUAUUGUGAAGGCCACUGGACAGCUGAUCAAGAGGAAAACUCCAGGUCACGAGCUGGGCAUCAAGGAUGUUGUGCUCAAGAAGAAGGCCAAGGUGAUGGCGAAGCACGACAUUGCCAAGAAGGUUACGAAACUUGCCCGCAAGGGCGAAGCCGAUCGUCACAUACCGGAUCUAAAACCGAAACAUCUGUUCGCUGGCAAACGAGGCGCAGGAACUACGGAUCGUCGUUAAUUGCGGUAAUUUUUGGCGAUUUGUUUAUAAGAUUCUGCUUCGUGUGAUUGAUAAGGUAUGUGCGAGUUAAGUAUGUUUCGUUCGUUAAGCUUCUAUUGCUAUUUUCUUCUUGAUUGUAUUGUUCAUUGGCAACGCAGACCAUAACUGAAAUAAGAUUUACAUAUAAAUGAUGAUUUAUAUAACAA